AUGGCGGGUUUCCGUGGAAACUUCGGAGAUCAAACGAGGGAUCCUUCGAUCGGAUCAAAUCCCGGUUCUGGAGUUUGCAUGAUGAAUACAUCAUGGAAGGAUAAACAGCAUCCUGCAUUCAUUAGUUUCAUCUCAUCAUUUCUUAGCGCGAAUUCAUACCGUCUUAACUUCCUGCCCAUAUCUCCUGAUUUCAUAUUCAACAACGGGGGAUUAUCAGUCGCAUUCAUUUUUGAAACAAUUUGGGACUGUGACAAUGAAUCUGCCCUCUUUAGUCGAGCUGAGAAACUGAAAAGGCAGUUUAAGCAUCUGUAUGUUGUUGUUUCUGUUCCUACUAAGGAGCAGAAUGAUUCUUUCAACCAGUCAUACUUCAGGUAUGGUGUGGUGCUUGGAAAUCCAACCUUUAUGCCAGUUCGUGAUCCUGAGAUGGGUUUCGAGAAGAUCGUGAAGAUAGCUCAUGCUCGUGGGGUUUGUAAACAACAAGAUGCCAUCACCAUGAUGAAGAAUGAGCGUAUACGUGCAGUUCAGGACAUGGACGUGUUUAUACGGGUUGUCACCUCAAUACCUGGCAUUGAUAAUCAUGAUGCAAAUGCGGCCAUUGGCUCGAUUGAAGCAAUAUCUAAAGCCUCAAAGGGACUGAUUUUGGAAAACACCGACCUCUCGAUGGAUAAAGCAGAAAGGAUUGUGAGAUUUUUCCAAGAUUCACAGUACUAUCUGAGUCCGAGGAUCAAUUAACUUUUGAAGGUAAUUCUGGAAUACGUAACCGCGUGCUGCUGUCUGUGACACUUGGGGAUGUAAUUGAAAUUCGGCCAUCAGCCAAGUGUUGAUGGUGGUUUUCUGCCAGUUUCACU
Molecule: messenger RNA, 848 nt
Organism: Ananas comosus (pineapple)
Lineage: Eukaryota; Viridiplantae; Streptophyta; Magnoliopsida; Poales; Bromeliaceae
Product: protein PARTING DANCERS
Exons: 10
Coding region: 1-732 (243 amino acids)
Biological process (GO): resolution of meiotic recombination intermediates
Source: RefSeq, a predicted model, not a curated record